UUACCUGUUUCAUUUUUCAUUAAGUGUGUCUAGGUUACUUCUGUGAAGAAAAAGUGUAUGGGGAUGUGUUAUUAUCCGGUUUUCAUAUUUUUUGAUUUUCAUACUUUUUGAUUGGUAACCAGACGAGACCGAAAUGUAACAAGGGCCUGCAAUUUCAUAUCCUUAGAAGGGGUAGCUAGUUAUUUUAUCUUGUGAGUUCUGAGUCCUUGUUUAAGUGGAGUCUAUCCCACGUGGAAGGGCUUUUCAACACACCUGUGACCACUUUAAAGAAAGACCUUAGUUUUAAUGAUUCUCACGAAAUACCCAUAUUUCCAACUGCACUUAUUUAUUUUCUCCAACUACAAGAUGUGAUGUCCUCCCUAAUACCAAAUUUUAAGCCUUUUUUGUUACAAAAGUAUCUCAGAUACUUUGAUCUAGUUAUAGAAUCUUAUUAUAUGAAAGAGAAAGAAGCAUAGGAAGAGUAAGAACAAGGAGGUUUUUGAGGCCAUGGAUUUUAAACGUCCUAGAAAGUUAAACUUGAAUGCACCACUGUUGUCAACUAGGCGUCUUGGUGCAGUUGUUGCAGAUACUUCUUACUCCUCAAGUUCGUUACCCACAGUUCAAAAUACAAGUGACAGAGUUCCAUUUUCAUGGGAGAAAGCACCAGGCAAGCCAAAGGACAUGGAGAGGAGUGAUAGCAACCAAGAUGGAGGCACGCCUCGGCCGAGACUACCUCCCGGCCAUCAGUUUCCGCCGAAAGAAGCUCCUGAAGAUGAUUUAGACAGUGGUGAUCUUGCAUUUCAUGAGAAAGAUGAUGGUUGUGAUGGUGAUGAUGACGACAACAAGGAUGAUUUUUUCUCAGAUGCUAUUGAUGUGUUAUCUCUGUCAGAGGCUUUAGAUAUUGUGCAAAAGAAAUCAGAGCAUAUUGCUCAAAAUGAGAACCAUAAAGGUUUGAAAUUAAAGCUGGCUGAGUCUAAUGGUUACCAGUCUCCUACUUACAUGAUCAACCGUUUUCUCCCUGAUGCCACUGCUUUGGCCGCUUCAUCUGCUUUACAUUUCACAAGUAAUGUGGAGGAGAAAGAAAGUGACAGAUGUAGUUAUUCUCAGUGUUAUCUCUCAAGUUCAGCUAGGCACAAUUCAAUAAAUUCAUAUGCUUCUUCUCCAAAAGGUUGUGGUCUGGAACUUCUCUUCCCUUGGCGAAUGAAGCAUAAGCUUUGUGCUAUGGAGAGCCCUGUCCUUCCUUGCUCUACGAAUCUGCAGAAACAUCAUCGCAGCACGAAACAGAAGAAACAUCGUUCAUCAGCUUCCAUUCCUUGUACAAAUGUGAAAGAAGAUGUUUGAUGAGAAAUUCUGGUUCUCUAAUUUGUUCAUUUUUCCUUCAUGAAAAUAUGUAUGAGUAUAUAUUGUAUUAUUCUGUUACCUGCUUAAACAAUGUACACUUGUUACAUGGAAAUUCUUAAUCAGUUCCAGACAGUGUGACAAAAAAUUUGA
This is a messenger RNA of Lotus japonicus, 1470 nucleotides long. RefSeq lists its product as uncharacterized. The transcript has a single exon. NCBI's taxonomy places the organism in Eukaryota, Viridiplantae, Streptophyta, Magnoliopsida, Fabales, Fabaceae. The coding region runs from base 487 to 1320 and encodes 277 amino acids. The record is from RefSeq and is a predicted model, not a curated record.